This is a messenger RNA of Brassica napus (rape), 3256 nucleotides long. RefSeq names its product protein NLP3-like. Gene Ontology annotation, molecular function: protein binding; DNA-binding transcription factor activity. Bases 250 to 2415 code for a protein of 721 amino acids. The transcript has 4 exons. Lineage: Eukaryota; Viridiplantae; Streptophyta; Magnoliopsida; Brassicales; Brassicaceae. The record is from RefSeq and is a predicted model, not a curated record.
AUAAUAUAGUUGGGAUAUGGAUUAGUAAAGAUUCAAAUGAUACAUGUGAUGAGGUCGGCUCACAUAAUUAUAAUUAAGAAGGGGUUUGACCUUGUGAGCAAAUUGGGUUUUUAUUUAGCUGCUGACUUAUCUCAUUUUGGCAGCUCUCUUAUUAAAUUAAUUUCUUCCUUAAUUUUUAAUCAAUUAAAGGAGGGGAGCUAAGCUAUUGGCGUCUGAUAUUGAACAACAAAAGAGCCUAUCAAACACCACAUGCUUGCAUCAAUAUCAUCCCUAGCUCUUACCCAAUCCUGGUUAACUAACUUUAUUUGUCGCAGUUUGGUUCAUCAUAUCUUAGUUAUUUAUCUUUUGUCUGUAAACAUCGGGGCAUAUAUGCUCAUGCAAAUGGAAGAAAGCAACAACUCAGGCGUGGUGGAUUUCCCUGAAAACUUUAUGGACCAACUCUUGAGGGAGGAGUGCAGGGGAGAAGAGGAGGAGGUAUCGUUAUGGUCAUCAUUAGGGUUGAAGGAGAGAGUUACUUGCGCCAUGGGGCACCUGCAAGAGGUGAUGGGAGGAGAGAAGGAGUUGCUGAUUCAGCUGUGGGUUCCUGUGGAGAGAGGGAUGAGAAGAGUGCUAAGCACGGAAGAACAGCCUUACUCGCUCAACCUCUUCUCCCAGAGCCAGAGCUUGGCCCUCUACCGAGACAUCUCAGCAGGCUACAGCUUUGCAGCAGAGGUUGGGUCUGACCAGCUGGUGGGACUCCCUGGGCGAGUGUUCCUGAAUAGGAUGCCUGAGUGGACUCCAGAUGUUCGCUUCUUCAGGAGUGAGGAGUACCUUCGCAUCGGAUACGCCCACAGGUGCCAGGUUCGAGCUUCCCUCGCUCUUCCACUCUUCCAAGGGCCUUCUGGAACCUGCAUGGGGGUGUUGGAGAUGAUCACCACUCACCCCAGCUUGGAGUAUGGCUCCCAACUUCACACCAUCCACCAUGCCCUUCAGGCCUUUGAUCUCCGGAGUUCAGAAACCUCCAUCGUCCCAACCUCUCUCAAGCCCCACACCGACGACGACCUUCACCGAGAGGUGGCCUCGAUUCUCAAAGGCAUCUGCAUCUCAUACGGACUCCCGCUAGCUAUUACGUGGGGACACCAACAAGACUCGUGCCUUUCUGCUAUAGUCUCUGCCAGUUACGCCUCUGACCAGAACAGCCGCAGCUUCCUGGACGCCUGCUCGGAGCACCAUCUUGUUGCCAAGGAAGGAAUCGCUGGAAGAGCCUUUGCCACCAAGAAACAGUAUUUCGCAAAAGAUGUGGCAAUCCUCAGCUACCCUCUCUCCCACUACGCCAAGAUGUUCGACCUCCACGCUGCUCUUGCUAUUCCUCUCCUGACCAGAUACAGCCGCAACGUCCAAUUUGUUCUCGAGUUCUUCUUCCCCAGAGACUACUACUGUCUUAUUAAUCAGAGGCCGAUCCUCCUCGCCUCCCAACUCAGCCUACGCUUCCAGAGCUCACCUCAUCUGAUGGUAGACGACGACCAGCUUAAGCUCGCAGAGUGCAUGUCACGCAAGGGUAAGGGAAAAGAUGUGUCUGUCUCUUGGGAGAUGAGAGAACCUUCUUCUUUCUCUUCUUCUUCUUCUUCUUGUUUGGAAAGCAGAAAGCGGAAAAGAAGGGAUGAGAAGGAUAUCACUUUGGAUAUUCUCAGGCAACACUUUGCUGGCAGCCUCAAGGACGCCGCUAAAAACAUUGGUGUAUGUCCGACGACCUUGAAGAGGAUCUGCAGACAACACGGAAUCUCAAGGUGGCCAUCGAGGAAGAUCAAGAAAGUGGGACACUCUCUUCGGAAACUGCAGGUGGUGAUGGACUCUGUUGAAGGAGUUCAAGGCUCUCACCAUCUUGCCUCCUUCUACUCAAGCUUCCCUCAACUUCAGUCUCCUUUGCAGCUUGAUCCUACCAAAACUGUCGCAAAGUCACCGCCGCCUUCUUCUUCUUCUUCAUCAGGUUCAAGCACAUGUUGCUCCUCCGAAGAGAAAGACAAACAACUAGGUGGUGGCUUCCACAAACCAUCAUCUCAAGUACUUCUUACCUUAGGCAGCAGCCUGAUGAAGGAUGAGCAGAGGCCCGUACGUGCCACGUCAUCCCUACCCCCAUUGCCAUCCGCAAGGAAAGCAAAGGACGCUGGAAUGAAAGUGCAUGCCAUGUUUGGUGACUCCAAGAUGAGAAUGAGGCUGAAACACCACUGGGGAAUCGCAGACCUCAGAAGAGAGAUCGCAAAAGGGUUUGGGAUGGAUGAUGAUGCUUUGACAAGUAACUUCACUCUCAAGUAUAUGGAUGAUGAUGAAGAAUGGGUUCUGUUGACGUGCGACGCUGAUCUUGAGGAGUGCAUACAAAUCUACAAGUCCUCUCUUUAUAAAGAGACCGUCAGAAUAUCUGUCUCUUCCUUGCUUUGAUUUUUUUUUCUUAAGGCCAAUUCCAUCUAAUUACAUUGGCUUGGUUUGUCAAUCUUUUUUUUUUCUGUUUGAUCUGAAUGUAUUAAUUAGUUAUUGGCAUCUUGUAAUCAAUCUUCGGGGUGGCUGUUGCUCUAUAUAUAUAUAUAUACUAGCUUUAUUUGAAGGAGCUAUAUUAUGAUUUUGUGAGAAACAUGAAGUACAGAACCAUGACCUCAACAAGAACUCAUUAGAUACAAACUCUCAAAAAUGGGUAAAGAUGAUAUUGUCUUGGCCCUAGUCCAUGGUUAACUUUUAGAGGUAAGCCCAUGCAAGAUUAAUUGCCGAUUAUAACGAAAGCCAACUACAUUUGGAAGUAACACAUAUAUAUGCAUUUGAAUUGCAAGCAAAUGAAAGGCAAUGGAUUUGGGGGUGGUCCUUCCUUAGCACAAAAUAAUAUCUCGAAGCAAAAGCACGAGGACUUGAACAAGUUUUGUGAGUGGGAUGGAUCGGAUCCCCGCAACAACAUCACAAUCAUGUUGUCAUUACAAAAUUUGACAACCAAACCAAUUAGACUAACCAACACGUUAGCCAUCUUUAAGUAAAUGGACACAAGACAAGACAAGAGCUGCUUGGGGUAGGGGAGGUGUUUGUCUUCUCUUGUCUGGAGGAAAGAGCAAAAUAUAAAAGCAGUUGGGUGGCAAAAAAAAUCAGAAUAGCUUUCUUUGAAGGAGCUAAUUAGUACAUUCAGAAUAGGAGGAGGAAAGAGCAAAAUAUAAAUGAUCAUGUGUUUCGUCGCCGUUUUAGUAUUUUAAUGCUAGCAAUGCGUGCCGUUUUUGACCAUUUUUUGUCGAAAGAUGAAAAA